This is a messenger RNA of Orbicella faveolata, 1871 nucleotides long. RefSeq names its product pre-rRNA-processing protein TSR2 homolog. Lineage: Eukaryota; Metazoa; Cnidaria; Anthozoa; Scleractinia; Merulinidae. The record is from RefSeq and is a predicted model, not a curated record.
GACCCUUACUGGAGACCAUGAAGUUUGGUCUGUAUUCAAGAGAAUCCUGGGUAAUCCAGGAGAGUUGGCAUAGAUGUUGCGCAGUAACAGGUUUAUAACUGAUGCAGAGAUAAUAAUAAAAGCAUUUUUCGUUAAUGAAAACAAAAACUGUCAAUGAAACUGCAAGGAAUUAAGAGGCCUGUAUUUAGCAGGGUAUCCGUGAGGCCUCAGUUCCCUUUCUCCCAUCCCCAGAGAUGCCAACCUAAAAAAUUCAAAAUCCAGGACAUCACCAUUUUUACCUUGUAUGACCCUAAAAAAAGUUGCUUAAAGCAGAGCUGUGCAAAUUAAACCUCAAAAAUGCAUCAAAUAUAAAAAACUUUCCCCCCAAAAAUGCCAAAAGUUUGCCAAAAUAUGCCUGAAAAAUGUAUUUUAUGCAUUUUCAUGUGUGUUGUCCAGAACAUUUGGUGAUCUGUAUGGGAAACCGGGAGACUCAGUAUGUAUCUGGGAAAUUUGCAGAUAAUCCAGGAGAGUUGGCAUAGAUGCAUCCCUUGUUUUUUCCCUUAUCCCCUCUCCAUUACAUCCAUCCCUCCCCACUCCCCCAAGAGAGAGUAUGUCUACGAAAGGUACCUAUUCAUCCAGGAAUACAUGUCCAUGCUAUUGCUUCAUUACAUAAGUUGUGGAUUUCACAUGUGAAGACACCAAAGACAAGGUGAGAAUGCGCCCGCGGUAACUUCAACCAGCGGUAUGUCAAAAACGAUUACAAAUUCCAAAAUGGCGGACGCGAGUUCGGAUAUUUUGUUCGAUUCUGUUCGGUUUGUUUUAAGCAAUUGGACAGUCAUACAACUAGCCGUAGAACAUGGAUUCGGAGGAAGGGACACUGCCGAAAAAGCAGAAUGGAUGGUGAAUGUUAUAAACCAAGUGCUAAGAGAAAAUGAAACCAUAGAAAAUUAUGAAUUAGAAGAUUAUAUUGAGGAAAUUUUAUUCAAUGAAUUCCACACUGUGGCUGAAGAUGAAAGCUUACCAAAGGUUGUUCAGAAACUGUGUGCAUUUCAAAGACUAUGGAAGGAAGGAAACACAAAGCAGAUCCAACAAGAAAUUAGUUCAGCUCCAAGACAAAAACUUACACCGUGUGUCAAAAGCAAAGCAGUGACAAGUGACAGUGAUAGUGAUGAUGAUGAUGACAAUAAUGAGGCAGGUGCACGAGCUCUAUGUAAUGGACAUCACGAGGACGACAGGACAAACAAUUCUUCAGUAAGUCAACAACUCGACGAUCUUCACAUCUCCGACAAAAACACUCAACCUGAGCCAGACUGCUCACAGACAGAAACAAGAGGAAAUGAACGUUCAUCCAUUCAGUCGCAAACGCAAGAUCAAGACGAGGAAGGAUGGGAAGUCGUGCGGAGAUCGAAAAAACGUUAAAUGAUUGCCUCGAGCAAAUGAACUUACAUUUGAAUUUUAGAAAAAUAUAGAGUGUUUUUACGGCGGCCAUAUUAGUCCCAAACAAGAGAACCUUUUUUUCAAAAGAAAAGAAGUCAUUUCCCAAAGGAGGGAAAUGUUAUUGUUUCGGAACAAUAACAUGGCCGCCUUGACGUCACGUGAAUACUCUCCAAACCUUGCUGUAAAAAUAAAUGCUGAAUAAUAACAAACACGGUGAACCUUCUUUGAUUUCGCGCCCAUUUUCCAGAGCCUAACAGGUCAAAAGUAGCUGUCUCAUGGCCAGGAUUUUCUACUGCCUCUUUCAAAAUAUAUUGCGCUGGUAGUUGAAAUAUAAACCAGGUUGGCACUAAUAAUUCCUAUGUGCCACAUUCGAGUUAUGACUUUUUGUGUCCUCCUCUCGAUAUGGCUUCAGGCUAGCUUUAAAACGUUAGCGGACAAUAACCAUUUCAUUUCAU